AUUUCGGUUACCAGAUUCGUUGUUGCUACAACUUUUUAUUUUAUUUUUGAUUAGCAGAUUGAAGCUAAGAAGUAUUUUCAGGAUUUUGUUUGUUAUGACAGUUUAUGACAGAUUGAUUUUACUGCAACAAGAUGAUAUUGAACACAACAUGACAGGAAAUUGAAUCAGAUUUAUCAAAUAGAUGAAUGGAAAAAAUUAGAUGUGACAGCAAUACAGAGCUGUGAAAGAAUUUAAGACCUUAUAGAGAAAAACAGAAGAUUUGCCAUGAUGAACAUUACAUGUAUUUACAGCUAAUAUAAUAAUUACUGCAAUAUUUGUAAAUUUCAAAUGAUGUCAAUUGAAUGCAGUGACCCAUAAUUGUGAUAGUGAUAGAUCAGGAUAUAUGAUCUACAAAGAGUAAAAGGACAACAACAUAACCAAAGACAUAAAAUGGGUGACCAGUCGAAAAAAGAUGAGAAUGCUGUAUUUAUUGGUAACUUGAAAAAAGAUGCCUCAAAGGAUGAACUGAAAAACUAUUUGUUUGAACUGUUAAAACAUCAUUUGAAAAUAAGUCUGAAUUUACAUAAUAUCGAAGUGAAAGGAGGAAAGAAAAAUAGAGCAAAAUUUGCAUUCAUUCAUCUAAAUUCAAAAAUUGAUCGGGACAAGACAAUUUAUAUGCUUGAUUCAAGGGAAAGUCAAUCUCGUGUAGGCUUUGAUUUUUCACAUCUGGUUGAUCCUAAUUAUCAGAUUAUUAAAGUUGGUGUCAAAAAGCCUGUAGUUGAUGAAAAAGCUGGCAUUAAACCUAAAUCAAAACAAGAAAAAAUAGAAAAAUUCAAAAGUUCUGAUAUGAAAACUAAACUGCCAGAUACACCAUCACAACAUAUACAGCAAAUUAAUGUAUCUGCACAGCAUAUUCAUGGAAAUUCAGUAAGUGGAGGAGGGGUUUUAAAAUCAGCUAUUGAUAAUCAUGACAAUGGAGGAAAUGCAAUUACAAAAUAUUAUGAGGAUCAGUUGCUUGGAAAUGAAACAAGAGAUAAGGAAUUCAAACUUGGAGGUGGUGAACUGACCUUGACUUUAAAGCAGCAUGUUUCAAAGUAUUUAUGUGGGUUUCUUAACAGUUCACAGAAAGGAACAUUAUUCAUUGGUGUGAAAGACAGUGGUGAAGUAAAAGGAAUAGAAUGUGAUCAACCAACAGAAGACAAAAUACGUCUCAGGAUUGACGAAACUGUUAAGACAUUUAAACCAGCUCUUUUUCCACAGAAAUAUCAUGUGGAUUUUGUUCCUGUUUACAUGAAAGAUGGCACUUUGAAAAAUAAUUUCAAAGUGCUGCAGAUUACAGUUGAAAAGGUUGACAACUUGACACAGCUGUAUCAAGCUGAUGGUAAAGUAUAUAUGCGACGUGAUGGAAGUGUUGAGGUUCUUGAUCCUUCAUACAUACAGGAUUGGUGUAAACAGAUUCACCAUCAAGAAUUACAAAAACAGCAGGAAGAAAAUGUUAGAAGUUUAGAUCUUGAAAGAAACAAAAUUCUUAGCGAAAAGGAAAAGGAAAAGAAACAAAUACAAGAAAAGAAAGAAGAAGAAAUGAGCAAAUUAAAGAAACAAAUGACAGAGAUCAAAGAAGAAGAAAUUAGCAAAUUAAAGAAAAAAAUCACAGUGGUAGAAGAGGAAAAUAAAUAUUUGAAGAAAAACAAGUCUAAAGUGUGUGUUUUAAUGUAGUAUUGUGCUGUAGAGGCACAUAGUUUAAAUUAUGUAACAGAAAUUUUGUUUUUUGAUGAAAAACAUUUUUAUUUACUGUUUCUUCUGACAGCACAGCUGUGGUGAUCUCUUUUGUGUUUUUGCCUUAAUUUAUAAAAAUCAUUUAGCCUCAAAGGCAGCACUUAAAAUAAAUCUGUGAUUUCAUUUUAGCAAUAAAAGAUAUAAAUCUUUUUUUUUGGUAUAUGUACUCAUUAUAAUGACAUUCUUUUACAUUCCUCAUGGUCAGGUAGAGUUAAUGACAAUUUAUACUGUUGAUGCAUUUUUAUUUGUGGCUACUGUCUUUCAAGGAUUGCAAAAAAUAGUGUUUUUCCUAGACAUUUGAUUUUGGUUUUUUUUACAAAUUAAGUGACAAAUUUAAAGGAAAGGAAUACGGUAAGGGUUGAUAUUGGCCUCAAAUUUCAGGUUCAUCUAACGAAAGAUUUUGGACACUUUUUAAACACUUAAAAGUGUAUAUUUCAAUUGUUUCAAUUAGUUUAUAUAAAAGAUUUUAACUGAUAUAGUCUUUAAAAAUGCUCUAAUUUAAGCCUAUUUAUGAAAAAUCUAUCAAAUAUGCAAAAAAAUGUUACUUUUCAAUUGGUUCAUGUCAAAAAGGAAACCAAGAAAGUCAGUAAUCCAAGAAUAAAAAGUGAUGUUUUUGUUUGAAAACAUAAAUAUUACAUUUAAUUGUUUAUUGAUAUCAUUUUUCAAUGUGUGUAUUAUUUUAAUGUGGUAUGAUAAUUUGGUUGUAUGUCUUUUCUAAAUCAAACUUCUUGGUGGUUUUAUACCAACAAAAUUGUUGUUCAACAUUUUUUUGGCAAAAUUAGAAAAAAGUGAUGUUAAUUUUUUACAAAUAAAUGAAAUGUAUGAUGUACAACACUGCCAAUGAUAUAUUUUUUUGGUCAAUGUAUUAUUUUAAGCUAUUAUGUGAUGUAUUUGUUUUGGUGAUAUUAUGAGAUUUUUUGUACAUUUCUUCAAAUUAUGUAUUUACACAUUUUUGAUUUUUUUUUUAAAUAUGACAAUAGGAAAACAUUCUUAAUUAUUAAGACUUAAUUCUACUUUGAUUAAUAAAUAGUUAUAAUUUGACUAGACCACAUUUUAAUUUGACUAGGCUUCACAAUUAAAUUUGACUAGACAACAUUUUAUUUUGACUAGACCACAUUUUAAUUUGACUAGGCUUCACAUUUAAAUUUGACUAGACCACAUUUUAAUUUGACUAGGCUUCACAAUUAAAUUUGACUAGACGACAUUUUAUUUUGACUAGACCACGUUUUAAUUCGACUAGGCUUCACAUUUUAAUUUGACUAGGCUUCACAUUUAAAUUUGACUAGACCACAUUUUAAUUCAACUAGACCAUAUUUUAGUUUGACUAAAUGUUGAAAUUUGAAAGAGUUCCCAAAACCCAGUGUUUUGCCUUCUUUUGAUGUUAGUUGCAGGCUCAACAAUAAAUAGGGAAUUUUUUUUUUAAAUUUUCCUCUUGAUACUAUCUUUUGAUUAUAAGAAGAUUCUGUCUAAAUUUGGUAAAAUUCCAGAAUGGUUUAUGAAUCUAAUAGAUUUUAUAUAAACUUUAAAUGCAGACUACUGGAAGAAAAAUUAAGUCCAUUUAUAAGCAAUAAACAGAAAAACAUGAAUAUUUUUACCACUAGCUUUUGAUCAGAAAUAAACUUUAACCACAGAGUGAAUGUAAUGUUAACUGACAGAAAAACUAAGUCCAUUUAUAAGUAAUAAACAGAUAAACAGGAUUUUAUUUUUACAAAAUAAUUUACUUUCUUAUGAUCAUAAACCAGCUUCUUAAGGGGCCAGCUGAAGGACGCCUACAGGUGCAGGAGCUUCUUGCUAUAUUGAAGACCCAUUGGUGGCCUUUGGCUGUUGUCUGCUCUAUGGUUGGGUUGUUGUCGCUUAGACACAUUCCCCAUUUCCUUUCUCAAUUUUAUUCUGUCCAAGUUUGGUAAAAAUCCAGGAUAUUAAAAGAAAGUUAUUCAAAUUUAAAAACUUUGACCACAGAGUGAGUGUAAUGUUAACUGGCAGAAAGGCUAAGUCUCCAUUUAUAAGUAAAAUACAG
Messenger RNA from Mytilus trossulus (common blue mussel), 3772 nucleotides. RefSeq names its product schlafen-like protein 1. The transcript has 6 exons. The record is from RefSeq and is a predicted model, not a curated record. Bases 430 to 1695 code for a protein of 421 amino acids. NCBI's taxonomy places the organism in Eukaryota, Metazoa, Mollusca, Bivalvia, Mytilida, Mytilidae.